This is a messenger RNA of Manduca sexta (tobacco hornworm), 836 nucleotides long. Its product is annotated as potassium/sodium hyperpolarization-activated cyclic nucleotide-gated channel 4. The record is from RefSeq and is a predicted model, not a curated record. NCBI's taxonomy places the organism in Eukaryota, Metazoa, Arthropoda, Insecta, Lepidoptera, Sphingidae. The transcript is spliced from 3 exons. The coding region runs from base 63 to 317 and encodes 84 amino acids.
UCGUGAGUUACGGACAACCUGGGAGCUCAAUAUAUUUAAUAUCGUCUGGUACUGUUGCUGUUAUGGAUUCAACCGGCAGAGAGGUGGCGCAUUUGAGAGACGGCGCCUUCUUCGGUGAGACCUGUCUGCUCCGACCAGGAACGCUUCGUACCGCGACCAUCAUAGCUCUUGAGAUAACCGAGAUUUAUAAUGUGAGCAGCGCGGAGUUCCAGCGCCGCCUGCAGCCCUACCCGCACCUCAAGCGCCGCCUCGACGACGCCGCGCUGCGCCCGCGCCCCACACACUCACACAACGCUGCGCACACGCUGCUGCACUGACCACCAGCCGAUACCUCUAUCCGCUGUAGUGUAUGGACUGUACGGCGCGCUCGCGCAUGCGUGUUGUCAGUGUGAGUUCCAGCGCCGCCUGCAGCCCUACCCGCACCUCAAGCGCCGCCUCGACGACGCCGCGCUGCGCCCGCGCCCCACACACUCACACAACGCUGCGCACACGCUGCUGCACUGACCACCAGCCGAUACCUCUAUCCGCUGUAGUGUAUGGACUGUACGGCGCGCUCGCGCAUGCGUGUUGUCAGUGUGAGUUCCAGCGCCGCCUGCAGCCCUACCCGCACCUCAAGCGCCGCCUCGACGACGCCGCGCUGCGCCCGCGCCCCACACACUCACACAACGCUGCGCACACGCUGCUGCACUGACCACCAGCCGAUACCUCUAUCCGCUGUAGUGUAUGGACUGUACGGCGCGCUCGCGCAUGCGUGUUGUCAGUGUGAGUUCCAGCGCCGCCUGCAGCCCUACCCGCACCUCAAGCGCCGCCUCGACGACGCCGCGCUGCGCCCGCGC